AUGUUGUUAUUGUGGAAGUGGGGUCAAAAAGGGGGGCCUGUCUAAAUUUGAGGGGUUGACAGUCAAUUGAAGUGAAAAAGACAGUUACCAGAUUUUUCAAACUCUCUAUUCCCCUCUCUCAAGAUUGUAUAAUAUGUUGAGACUUGGAAGAACAGCUUUAUGGCAUACAACAAAAGUGCCUACUACGACAGCGCUUACAAAGAAUUUACUACAACCAUCAUCGUUAUGGACAAGGCCAUCGACAACAGCAACAACAGCAACAACCACAAUGGACAGCCUUACGCAACGAAUGAGUCAGCUUCGAUUCUAUUCUUCAAAGACACCCAAGAAUCCAAGUACAGCAGAAACUGCUGCCAAAGCAAACGCCAAGUCUGACACAACUACUCCAACACCCUCCUUCAUUUCCGGCUUCAAUACGAAAGGUAGUGCAUUCACCACGAUUGAAGCAUCGGCCUACCCUUCUCAACAAUUCAAGACCAAAAAACCAACCACACCUGGUAAACGUUGGCUUCGACGUGUCCCUCGUGAUCAUCUUUAUAAGGGAAAAGCGGUGCGUUCCUUGACUGUCGCCAAACGUAGUUCAGGCGGUCGUAACAAUUCAGGUCACAUCACCGUGCGUCACCGUGGUGGUGGACAUAAACGACGUAUUCGUAUUAUAGAUUGGCAUCGUCGUGAACCGGGUACACACAAUGUUAUGAGAUUGGAAUAUGAUCCUGGACGUACAGCGUGGAUUGCCUUACUAAAACAUGAGGAAACGGGCAAAUUGAGUUAUAUUGUCGCACCACAGGGUGUGAAAACAGGAGAUAAGUUGAUUUCCUAUCGGUCACUCAACACAAAAACAACCACCACUACCACUACCACUGCCACGACAGUUCCAUUGUCUUCUACAGCGACAACAGCAGCACCCUCCUCUUCCACCAUCACCACCACUACUACCACCACCUCAACAACAGUGGCGCCGACAGAGACCCUUUCUCAUUCAGUAGAUACGAUUAAAUACAAUGUGGGUAACUGUUUCCCUAUAAAGAUGAUUCCUGUCGGUUCAAUUAUUCACAGCAUCGGCCUUAAACGAAAUGGUCCUGGUAUCAUGGCCAGAGCUGCUGGUACUUAUGGUCAAUUGAUUCAAACGGCUGAAACGGGAUAUGCUCAAGUACGUCUGUCCAGCGGUGAAGUGCGUUUAGUGCCCGUGGACGCAUGUGCCACUUUGGGUGCGGUCAGCAACCCUGAUCAUCAGCACGAAUGGUUAGGUAAGGCAGGACGUAGACGAUGGAUGGGUUUCAGACCUUCUGUUCGUGGUGUGGCCAUGAAUGCAGUGGACCAUCCCCACGGUGGUGGUCGUGGCAAAUCAAAGGGUAACAAGGACCCUCGAUCUCCUUGGGGCGUGUUGGCAAAGGGUGGUAAGACUAGAAAAUCACCCAAUCCAUUUGUCGUUAAGCCUAGACCAAGACGUUAAGAGGCGACCCUUGGUUUUGUAAAGGAAAGAGGCUGGGUUCAACCUAUGCCUUUUUCAUCGAGAUACACUUCUUUUUUACACACCUUUUCUAUUUUUAUUUGUAUUAUAAAAGUAUAUGUUCCUAAUGUAGACCGUUUAAGGGGAGGGGAAAAAGGCGGAUGUAUUCCCAAUAUUACCACUAUAAAAACUAGCUUCAUCACCAAAAUAAUAAAAAAAAAGAAAAAAACGUGAUGUGAGUACAGUAAAGUAAUAUAAACGAAAAAGCAAGUUUGUUGUCAUCAUUUUAUUCGCGAUAAAAUCUUUUUGAUGUUCCUUAUCUACUUUCUCGCCCUUUCUUUAUCACUGUCAUCAUUUCACCUGUGUAUUUGCAAGUACAGUAUAUGUCAUCUUUUUACCAUUAUACGGAAAGAUGUACUAGGUCUUCACCGAGACAGUUCACGACGCGAUCAAGCUAUGCAACGGAAGCAGAAG
Molecule: messenger RNA, 1924 nt
Organism: Mycotypha africana
Lineage: Eukaryota; Fungi; Mucoromycota; Mucoromycetes; Mucorales; Mycotyphaceae
Product: translation protein SH3-like domain-containing protein
Exons: 1
Coding region: 134-1453 (439 amino acids)
Biological process (GO): cytoplasmic translation
Cellular component (GO): large ribosomal subunit; ribosome
Molecular function (GO): RNA binding; structural constituent of ribosome; transferase activity
Source: RefSeq, a predicted model, not a curated record